Cyprinodon variegatus (sheepshead minnow) is the source of this 1579-nucleotide messenger RNA. It is a transcript of the gene ddost, whose product is annotated as dolichyl-diphosphooligosaccharide--protein glycosyltransferase subunit (non-catalytic). Bases 40 to 1437 code for a protein of 465 amino acids. The transcript is spliced from 11 exons. Gene Ontology annotation, cellular component: endoplasmic reticulum membrane; oligosaccharyltransferase complex. The record is from RefSeq and is a predicted model, not a curated record. Lineage: Eukaryota; Metazoa; Chordata; Actinopteri; Cyprinodontiformes; Cyprinodontidae.
GUUAGCUCCGCUAACGCUGACGUCGACUUGUUCAGCAAAAUGGCGGCGUUGACAGCACUGAAGCAGGCGGACGGGACCGGUUCUUCUUUAUUAUCUCAAAAACGAACCGCAAUGAAGACGAGACGUUGCUGGACGCUUGUAGACUGCAGUGUCCUCCUGCUAUCGUUAGCUUCCAUGUUGCACUGCGCUGGGGCUGACGGUAAAACGCUGGUGCUGCUGGACAACCUCAACAUCAGAGAUACCCAUUCAAUCUUCUUCCGCAGUCUUGCAGAUCGUGGAUUUGACCUGUCAUUCAAGACCGCUGAUGAUCCCUCUCUAUCCUUGAUCAAAUAUGGACAGUUCCUCUACGACCAUCUAAUCAUCUUUGCCCCAUCGGUUGAAGACUUUGGUGGAAAUAUAAACCUGGAGACCAUAACAUCGUUCAUUGAUGGUGGAGGAAAUGUCCUGGUUGCUGCAAGUUCAGAUAUCGGUGACCCACUGAGGGAGUUGGGUAGUGAGUGUGGCAUUGAGUUUGAUGAGGAAAAGACCGCUGUAAUUGACCACCACAACUAUGAUGUUUCUGACCCUGGAGAGCACACAUUGAUUGUUGCAGAUCCAGAGAACCUGCUUAAAGCUCCCACUAUCGUUGGCAAACCCACCAACAAACCUGUUCUAUUCAAGGGUGUUGGCAUGGUUGCUGAUCCAGACAACCCACUUGUCCUGGACAUCCUUACUGGUUCUUCAACCUCCUACUCCUAUUUCCCUGACAGGCCAAUUUCUCAGUACCCUCAUGCUGUGGGGAAAAACACCCUGCUGAUCGCCGGGCUGCAGGCCAGAAACAAUGCCAGGGUGGUUUUCAGCGGCUCCCUGGAAUUCUUCAGCGACGCCUUCUUCAACUCUGCUGUGCAGAAGGCAAGACCAGGUUCUCAAAGGCAUGAACAGACGGGGAACAUGGAGCUGGCUGUGGCUCUGUCCCGCUGGGUGUUUAAGGAGGCAGGCGUGCUCAGAGUGGGAGCUGUUACCCAUCAUCCUGUGGGAGAGUCGGCUCCGCCGGCGGCAUACACAGUUACUGACCUUGUGGAGUACAGCAUCGUCAUCGAGAUGUUGUCUGAGGGCCGCUGGGUCCCUUUUGACGGAGAUGAUAUUCAGCUAGAGUUCGUCAGGAUCGACCCUUUUGUCAGAACUUACCUCAAGAAAAAUGGAGGGAAAUACAGCGUCCAGUUUAAGUUGCCUGACGUCUAUGGAGUCUUCCAGUUUAAGGUGGACUACAACCGACUGGGAUACACACAUCUCUACUCUUCCACUCAGGUAUCAGUCCGUCCUCUGCAGCACACUCAGUACGAGCGUUUCAUUCCCUCAGCCUUCCCCUACUACGCCAGCGCCUUCUCCAUGAUGACAGGACUCUUUGUCUUCAGUGUAGUUUUCCUGCACAUGAAAGAGAAGGAGAAGUCUGACUAAAGCAAAGACAACAACAAGAAUGAGACAAGAAAAAGUGUGAAAUUUUCAAAUGUGGUGUGAAGAAUUGAAACUGAAUGUCCUUUUGGGAUCUGGACUGUUAAUAUUCUGUCACUGAGGGCCUGUGACUGGGUCACGAGGGGNC